CCGUACAUCCACCGUACAUCCACCGUACAUACAUAUAUACAUACAUACAUGCUCGUACAUAUAAAUCACUGAUCAUUCCUCCCCUCCCCACCCCAGCCAAAUCCACUUUGCAUGGCCAGAGAACCACCAAUCCUCUUGUCAAGACUCAAAAAACGUCCCAAAGCCCUCAGGGAUCGCAGAAUCUCCCACACUGACUUUGUAUUCUUUUUACUUUUAUACCACCGCCUCCCUCCACUUACAAUUAAUCCUUGAUCAUAAUUCAUCCAUUCACGUCUGCAUUCACAAUCACAAAUUCAUCAUCUUGCAUUGCUUCCUGCUCGUUGUUGAAUUCAAAUCAGUCUGGGGUUACUCCGAUCUAAGGCGCACAUUUUACAUCGCGUACUUAUUAGGUAUAUGUACUGCGAUUUUUGGCGGGCAACUCCCAAUCAAUUUUCUUCGAUAACCUUUCUUUCCUUCCGUCCCGUCGCGAACAAGAUCAAAGCUUCUUCUUCACACCGGAUCCUCCUUCCUUCAACGCCCAACGCGCAGCAUCUACAUCAAGAAGGCGUUGAUCGUGUUAAGUGUUUUGCAUUUCCUCCGAAAUCUUCUUAA
Molecule: messenger RNA, 591 nt
Organism: Botrytis sinoallii
Lineage: Eukaryota; Fungi; Ascomycota; Leotiomycetes; Helotiales; Sclerotiniaceae
Exons: 2
Coding region: 394-591 (65 amino acids)
Source: RefSeq, a predicted model, not a curated record